Molecule: messenger RNA, 1450 nt
Organism: Xiphophorus couchianus (Monterrey platyfish)
Lineage: Eukaryota; Metazoa; Chordata; Actinopteri; Cyprinodontiformes; Poeciliidae
Product: claudin-4-like
Exons: 3
Coding region: 232-795 (187 amino acids)
Cellular component (GO): bicellular tight junction; membrane
Molecular function (GO): structural molecule activity
Source: RefSeq, a predicted model, not a curated record
ACACUCAAUGUUUUUCUUUUAUAGACAAACUCAAAAGUUACAUCCUGUUAUUUUCAGUUUAGAUGACCACAAACUCUUCCUUAACACAAAACAAAACCAAAGAUGUGCAAAAAAGCAUAAAACGAAGCAGAACUUCCGUUAUGAAGCAACAAGCACGUAUACAGAACCAUUUCUUGUGGUCUCCACUUUGCUUAAAGUCUCAACAGAAGAACCUGCAGAACGUGAGAAAGAAUGGCAUCAAAAACAGUUCAGAUGGUAUUUGUGGUUCUCGGUGCCAUCGGGCUGAUUCUGGUCAUUACCUGCUGCGCCCUCCCUGAAUGGGCUGUAGGACAUUAUGGUGAUAUGGAACUUCAUGUAGGUCUGUGGAAGACAUGUGUGAAGCAGAGAACUGGACAGGAGGUGUGCAGAACGUUUGACGGCUCCUUGAUGUCCUCUGAAAAUCAUGCCUUCAGGGCUUUGAUCGUCAUCAGCUGCAUCCUCGGUAUUCUCAGCCUCCUCCUCCUGUUCUUUGGUUCUGACUUCACCCCAUGUGUUCAGAACCAAGAUACCAAGACCAAAAUGAUCCUGGCUGCCACAGUGGGCCUGAUGCUGACCGGCCUGCUGGUGAUCAUCCCGGUCAGCUGGUUUUCAAAUAUUAUUAGAAAUGCAGCAGUGUAUUUGGUGGUGGAGCAGAAACUGGGAGCGAGCAUCUAUAUCGGCUAUCUAGCUGGUUUGAUGUUGAUGCUGAUUGGAGGUGUGCUCUGCUACUUAAUCAGACGCGGAUCCAGCAGCUCUGGAGGAAUCAUCAGAGCUUAAGCUAAAAAAAAAUUAAUUUAGAGGCUUGAUGGAAGGGACUGCUGUCCAACAGACGGGGAGACAAAGGAGUUGGUUUGGUAAAAACUGGGAGGACGACGUGAAAUUAUCAUUUCUAUACUUUUAACAUUUGGUGCUGAAAGGCAUGUACACUGUAAAUCCUUUGCCUUUAAAUUUUAUUUUGGCAGAAUUCCUAGAAUUGAUCUUAAAAGGUCACUUAAAAUUUGACUUCACAAAAAUUAUCAGGAAAAUUUUAAAAUUCAUAAAUGUCUGUAUGCAGAACAAUUUCAUUUCAGUGACCUUUUGAUGCAUGUUCUGUUUGCUUAUUAAACCCAUUUUGUUUUUUCAUGCUUUCUUAAUUCCAGUUUAAAAAACUGUCAACAUAAUUACUAACCAGAUUUGCUUCAGCAAACAAUUUCAUGAUGUUUCUCAGUUUUCUGCUUUAUUUUCUAUUAAUAAAACAUUUACUGUUACUAUUUCUGUUUUUGUACCAUAAUCACAACUGAUCAUUAUCUUUGGUCAAAUUCAGAUGUGAUUGGAAAAAUAAAUAUGAUGUAUCAAAAAUUUAAUCAACUUACAGAAAACUUUACUUCAACUGUUUGAUUCUUCAUCUAAUAUGCAAAAGAAUAUUGUAUUAGAAAAUGAUGCAAACCCUUCA